Messenger RNA from Hypomesus transpacificus, 2230 nucleotides. RefSeq names its product glutamate receptor ionotropic, kainate 1-like. The transcript has 12 exons. The record is from RefSeq and is a predicted model, not a curated record. Gene Ontology annotation, biological process: synaptic transmission, glutamatergic; modulation of chemical synaptic transmission; monoatomic ion transport. Lineage: Eukaryota; Metazoa; Chordata; Actinopteri; Osmeriformes; Osmeridae. Bases 1 to 1668 code for a protein of 555 amino acids. Gene Ontology annotation, molecular function: transmitter-gated monoatomic ion channel activity involved in regulation of postsynaptic membrane potential; kainate selective glutamate receptor activity. Gene Ontology annotation, cellular component: presynaptic membrane; postsynaptic membrane; kainate selective glutamate receptor complex.
AUGUGCUCAGGGGUUCGAGGGUAUGGGCCCUGGGCACAGUGGGACGGUCUGACAGGACAUAUAGUCCUGAACAAGACGGACGGAUUGAGGAGGGACUUUGACCUGGACAUCAUCAGCCUGAAGGAGGACGGCACCACCAGGGGGAUUGUGGAGGGCUCCAGUCGCCUCAAUAAAAGGUGGAUCAAGAUCGCCGUGUGGAACUCGUACAGGGGUCUGAACCUGACGGAGAACAGCAGAAACAAGGACAACAACGUGACAGACUCUUUGGCCAACCGCACUCUCAUCGUCACCACCAUACUGGAAAACCCUUAUGUAAUGCAUAAGAAAUCGGACAAGGAGCUUGUUGGCAAUGACCGCUUUGAGGGCUACUGCCUGGACCUGCUGAAGGAGCUGUCCAACAUCCUGGGCUUUACCUAUGAGGUCAAACUGGUGACUGAUGGGAAAUAUGGCGCCCAGAAUGACAAGGGAGAGUGGAACGGGAUGGUCCGGGAGCUCAUUGACCACAUAGCCGACCUGGCCGUAGCUCCUCUGACCAUCACCUACGUGAGGGAGAAGUCCAUCGACUUCUCCAAGCCCUUCAUGACCCUGGGGAUCAGCAUCCUGUACCGCAAGCCCAACGGCACCAACCCUGGGGUGUUCUCCUUCCUCAACCCUCUCACCCCCGACAUCUGGAUGUACGUGCUGCUGGCCUGCACUGGGGUCAGCUGUGUCCUCUUCGUUAUCGCCAGGUUUACUCCGUACGAGUGGUACAACCCUCACCCCUGCAACCCAUCCUCGGAACUUGUGGAGAACAACUUCACUUUGCUCAACAGCUUCUGGUUCGGCGUCGGAGCUCUCAUGCGGCAAGGUUCGGAGCUGAUGCCCAAGGCUCUGUCCACUCGUAUUGUCGGGGGGAUCUGGUGGUUCUUCACCCUCAUCAUCAUCUCCUCCUACACGGCCAACCUGGCGGCCUUCCUCACGGUGGAGAGGAUGGACGCUCCCAUCGACUCGGCCGACGACCUGGCCAAGCAGACCAGGAUCGAGUACGGCUCCGUCAGGGACGGCUCCACCAUGACCUUUUUUAAGAAAUCCAAGAUCUCCACCUAUGAGAAGAUGUGGGCGUUCAUGAGCAGUAGGAAGAACACAGCCCUGGUGAAGAACAACAGGGACGGCAUCACGCGUGUGCUCACCACGGACUACGCCAUGCUGAUGGAGUCCACCAGCAUAGAGUACAUCAGCCAGAGGAACUGUAACCUCACCCAGAUAGGAGGCCUCAUAGACUCCAAGGGCUACGGGGUGGGCACCCCCAUAGGUUCCCCCUACCGCGACAAGAUCACCAUCGCCAUCCUGCAGCUGCAGGAAGAAGGGAAGCUCCACAUGAUGAAGGAGAAGUGGUGGAGAGGGAACGGCUGUCCCGAGGAGGACAAUAAGGAGGCGAGCGCCCUGGGGGUGGAGAACAUCGGGGGCAUCUUCAUCGUGCUGGCUGCUGGCCUGGUCCUCUCUGUGUUUGUGGCCAUAGGAGAGUUCAUCUACAAGGCCCGCAAGAACUCUGACAUCGAGGAGGCCUUCUGUUUCUUCUACGGCGUGCAGUCUCGUCAGCUCCAGCGCAGAGACUCCACCUCCUCCUCUGGCUCGUCCCUCUCCAACGACCUGGAGAGCGGCAGGCUGCUGGGGGACGACAUAGAGUAGCUACGGCAACGCUGCCCACACGCCAAUCACGCUCGACAAUAGUGUGCCUCUUUCAGCAGCGUCAUGGAGGAGUUAGGCAUCUCAUUGCGCUGUCACAAAACCAUCAAGAGAAGGUCACGACCCCGCAGCCGCACUGGUUUGGCUAGUGGCAUCUGUCAUCCCAAACGCAUCCUGAGAAAGGAGACCAUGGCAUAGAGAAGGCCAUUGAGGAAGCCCCGUUUGCCCUAGUGCUUAUAGAGAAACAUUGUCUGAGAGGCUGGAUGAAACACUAGGAUCCCCUCUCGUGUUAUUUAGCGGGCCGCUCUCUAUUCUGUUUAUUGUCGGUCUCCGUUCUUGUGUGAAUACAUUCAAUAUAUCAGCAGUAAAUCUACAAUUAUACGUCGUUUAGUUUAAAGCCUUUGUAGCAACAUCAGUAAUGACGUGAAAUGUGUUUGUAAAAGAGUUGACGAAUGGAUGGUAACAGAGUAAUUUUCAUGUCGCUUGUCCUUAGCUGGGUAUAUUGUUGCAUUCUUCUGUACUGUGCCCAUUUUUCCAGAAUAAAGCAUUUUACAAUUUUCCACAA